Molecule: messenger RNA, 2537 nt
Organism: Triticum aestivum (bread wheat)
Lineage: Eukaryota; Viridiplantae; Streptophyta; Magnoliopsida; Poales; Poaceae
Product: armadillo repeat-containing protein 8
Exons: 8
Coding region: 89-2170 (693 amino acids)
Biological process (GO): proteasome-mediated ubiquitin-dependent protein catabolic process
Cellular component (GO): GID complex
Molecular function (GO): protein binding
Source: RefSeq, a predicted model, not a curated record
AAACUCGUAAAAUAAAAAUAAAAAGGGAGCCCGGAGCGGCAACAAGCCAAUAUACACAACGCCUCUCGCCGACCUCCCCCACCCCCAGAUGCCGGCCACGGCGAGCGGCGGCGCGCGGGCGGAGGAGGCAGCAUCGGCGCUUUCGCUGUCUUCCUCCGCACCUUUCUGCAUGGGGACGCGGCCGGAGGAGCUCGCGGCCAGGCUGGUGGCCGGGGGCCCCGGCGGCGUCGGCGGGCCAGGAGGAGGACGCGGAGAGGGAGGGGAGGGGGAGCACGAGCGGGUGCUCGCGCUGCGCGAGAUCAAGAACCAGAUCAUUGGGAACCGGACCAAGAAGCUCCUCUACCUCCGCCUGGGCGCCGUGCCGGCGGUCGUCGCGGCGCUGGCCGAGCCCGGCGCGUCUCCGGCCGCGCUCGUCCAGGCGGCGGCCGCGGCGGGGAGCUUCGCUUGCGGCGUGGACGAUGGCGCGCGGGCCGUGCUUGCUGCUGGCGCCGUGGGGCACCUUACGCGGCUCCUCGCCCACCCCGACGACAAGGUUGUCGAUGCAUGUGCCCGUGCUCUCAGAAUGAUAUAUCAAUCAAAACAAGCUCCAACGUUUGAUGUCAAUAAUGAGAAAAAUAUGGACUUUCUUCUUUCCCUUUUGGACAGCGAGAACGAAAAUGUUACUGAGCUGGCUGCUAAUAUUAUAUCAUACUCUUGCAAUAGCAAUACAGAACAAUUAGCACUAUGUGGUGCUGGAGUUCCACAGAAACUUGUUAGUCUUUUUGGAGGUUCUAUGAAUCUACGGGAUGCUUGCUUAGAAUCUAUGACUGCAAUCAUAAGAAAUAACUGGGAAGUUGCUUCAAGGUUUGCAUCAAUGGAUCACGGAAAAGCUUUCCGUUCAAUAGUUGCGUUAAUACACGAUCGGAGCCCGCGCACAAGGCUACUUGCUUGUCUGUGCUUGAUUGCACUUGGUCAUGCUUCUCCCUGUCAUUUUCUGGACAGACAAAUUAAAACGAAGUUGAUUCUGGUCUUACUUGAGCUCAUUGAAGAACCUGGUCAUGUGGGAGAUGAGGCUCCCUUGGCACUAACUACGCUUAUAAAGGACAGUGUGGAACUGCAGAAACAAGCCUUUUCAACAAAUGCAGUUGCGAAGCUUAGCAACCAUUUGUUAGCAAAUACAUCGCAGACAAGGCGGGCAGUGACCAUAUUGCUUGCUUUAGCUGAACUUUGCUCAAAACAAGAAGAGUCAAGAUCUCAACUUUUGUCAGGCCAGGUAUCAACAUUGAUACUUGAUGCGUUGAAGCACGAUUGUGCGGAUAUUCGUGUUGCAGCAUGUUCAUGCCUGAAGAAUAUUUCUAGGUCAUCGAAGGUGCUUAGUGCAGGCCGCUUAUCCUGUGAUACAGUUAUUGCCCCCUUAGUCCAGCUUUUGUACGACUCAUCUACUUCAGUUCAGAUUGCUGCCCUGGGUGCUAUUUGCAACAUUGCAGUGAAUUUAACACCCAGGAAAUCGGUUCUUCUUCAUUCUGGGGUCGUCUCCCAACUUGUUCAUUUAUCCAAGUCGAUGGAUCCAACAUUGAGACUAAAAUCUGUGUUGGCUCUGAGGAAUAUUAUGUUCCUUAUGAAUCCCAAGGAUAAAGACCUCAUUCUGAAGGAGCUAACUGUAUCUACUCUCUCAAGCCUCAUAUGCGAUUCUGAACAUUCUGUUCAGGAACAGACCUUAGCGCUGGUACAGAAUCUUCUUGAUGGAUAUGUGGAUUCUGUUAACUACGUCACUGGUGAAGAUGGCAUGGUUAUAAAUGCAAUCUCAAGACAACUGAACAGCGCGUCUGCCACAGGAGUUUGCAUCCAGGGUAUGUUGGUGCUUGCAAAUAUGGCAGCUGGGAAUGAAUUAAACAAGGAAGCUGUAAUGGAUGUUACUGUUCCUCACCGGGCAGAUCGCAUCAAACCAUCUUUUGUGGUCAACUUUCUGCAGAGCAAGGAUAAACAAUUGAGAGUUGCAACCUUGUGGUGCAUUCUGAACUUAAUUUACCCAAACAGUGAUUCUUCAUCUACUCGAGUAGCCCGACUCCAAAAUGCUGGUGUAAUCUCACAAGUAAAAAACAUGAUAAAUGACCCCUGCUUGGAUUGCAAGCUUAGAGUACGUAUGGUGCUUGAACACUGCUUAGACAAUGCCACUGCCGGUUUCAUGUGAUGGGUUGGCAAGCCAUUGAAGUUUACGGACCACCAUACACCAUACAGCAAUUGGGCAAAGGAAAGCUGGGCGUGCUUGGCACCGAGAUGCACCCCAUAAGCGCGAAGUCCUUACUGGUCUCUCCCUGUAUUGAGCCUAUCACAGUAAUUUUUUCUCACGAGAACCCGAUGGCACAUGCCACCUAGAGAACCUGAGCUGCUUGCUUGCGACCUGAAGGCCAUAGGCACCAGGUCCAGAGAAUCCCAUUUUGUAGUGCCACAAGAACCUUUGGGUUGUGUUGUGACGAAGAGUGUAUAAUCGAUCCACUGCUGUUGCUGUUGUAAAAUGCAGUUAUCUCUUACAAUGAUCGGUCUGUUUUAUUGCCUGA